CCGAUUACAAAAUGGCGGAGUGAAUAAGGCCGAAAUUGAGAUUGAAAGAGACGGAAAGAAAGAGAUUCUUACAAACUGUAAAGGUUUAUAUCCAAAGAAACGACGUUAGGGUGUAAUAAUUGAUCACCUCAGUCGACAGAAAAAAGUUGCAAUGGCGAAGAGGGUUGCUGACAAGGAACUCACUGACAGGAACUGGGAUCAGGAAGAAGAAAGCGAAGAGGCUGGUGUUUUUUCUACAGCAAGUGAAGAUGUCAUGAAAAGCAGACCUAUCAAAAAAGCAAAGCGAAGAAAUGUAGGAACUGAGGCUGACAGUGGCGGAACCUUUAAGGGGUUUAAAGGCUUCUCUCUGUGUGGAGCAGGCUCUGGGGGAGCUGGAGGAGGCGCUGCAGGCUUCGGAAAUGGUUCUGGAUUUAAACCACUGCUAAGCCUGGCCAAUGGAAGCAGCGGUUUAUCAAGCACACCCUCGUUUACUGGGUUCAACGCUGCCUCCGAAACAAAGACCAUAUCUGGCUCAUUAACAUUUAACGGCCCUGCCUCCAGCCAGCUUCAGAAGAGUGAUGUCAGUACAGAAUCUAAUGGUGUGAGUCAGUCCAGCUCUGCCCCUAGCUCCACUCAGAAUAAAAGCCACAGCAGUCGAGAAUAUAACAGACAGCUAGCUAGCCUGAACUGCUCUCUGCGGGACUGGGUCACGAAGCACGUCAAUGGCAACCCCCUGUGUGACCUCAGUCCUAUAUUCAGUGAUUACAAGAAGCAUUUAGCCAGCAUUGAGCAGAAACACGGAGGCAGCUCUGACAGUGGCUCUGAGAGCGACGCCAGCAGCAGACAGUCUUUCUCUCUUCCGACGCUCAGCUCUUCAAAGCUUCAGCAGGGUGCAGCAACAGCAUUGUUCACAUUCAGCAGCGACCAAAAGGAGAGCACCACUUCAGAGAAGAGGGCAGGCUCUGCUGCUUCAGCAGCUCCCGCCACCAAUGUCACGUUUAGUUUUGGGAAGAAAGUGGACAGCUCUGUCUUGGGAUCCCUGUCUACCAGUAGCACAGCAGCAGCACCUACAUUUUCCUUUUCAAGCCAAGGCACAAGUUCUUUAUUUGGAAGCCAAGGAAAACCUCCAGCCACCUCCACUUUCUCUUUUGGUUUGUCAGCACCUCAAACAACUAUUGGAAAUGGAAAUACACCAAAAGGAGAGGAAAAGGGUAAUGAAGAGGAGACUGAAGAGCCUCCAAAACCUGUUGUCAAUGAAGUGAAGGAGGAUGAUGCGUUUUAUUCUAAAAAAUGUAAGCUGUUCUACAAGAAAGAAAAUGAAUUUAAAGAGAAGGGUGUGGGUACGUUGCAUCUGAAACAAGUAUCUGAACAAAAGACCCAGCUGUUGGUGAGAGCGGACACCAAUUUAGGGAACAUCUUGCUAAACAUUCUGGUGCAGUCUUCAAUGCCCUGCACGAGGAUGGGAAAGAACAACGUCAUGGUAGUGUGUGUCCCCAACCCCCCAGUGGAUGAGAAGAGCCCGACCACACCCGUCCCAAUGUUAAUCCGGGUGAAAACUGCACAGGAUGCCGACGAGCUGCACAAAAUCAUAAUGGAAAAGAAGGCUGCGUAACAUUCAGUGUGUGCAGAAAUGUGGUCACUGGCUGCUUUCAAAGUCUUUUUUUUCUUCUUUUUAAAUCUGUUGGUCCUUUGUGUGGAGCACAAUAAAAAUUAAUAUUGUUGAUCACUGUGUUUUUAUAUUGCUGUUGAGAUGACGUAAGAUGUUUGAAAGAAAUGUAUAAUAUUCAUAUCCAUCUUAAUGAAUGAUAAACAUGAUAAACAUUUUUUUUUUACACUGCAUGCGCAUUUUAGUUUGAAUAAAACUGAUCACCAAAACUGUGAACUAUAAAUCUGCUUUUUUUUUUUCUCCUUCGAUCUGAACCUUUCCUACAUGCACAUUUUGUUUUAUUUUAAUGUUGCCCAACAGGCAGGCUGUCAGAGGAUGUAGGCUGUUAGGAUAAUGAUGCUUAAUUUUACAUCUGUCCAUUCGUGAGAGGGUAAAGAAAUAUGGGAAAUGUUUGAGUGUACAGCAAGUAUUUUUAAUUACUUGCAAACUGUGUGGUAAGGACUUACCUGGAUUAAGUAACAUUCCAGUGAGUUUCUGCUGCUACCAUUUUGAAUUUUCAGUGCAAAUAGAUCGGCAAGUAAGAGUAGUAGCUGGGAAGAUCCUGAGGCUUCUCCUUGGGAAUGAUUCAUUAAUCUUUUUGCAACAGUGUUGUGCCAGGAGAAUAUUCUGAGGUUUGGCUUAACAUUAACAUAGCAUACAGAUUAAUGUGUUUUGUAAUACUUACGGCAACAUAAGUGCAUUUUUGAAAUUGACUGAUUGGUCUAAAAUGACUUUUGCUGGAGUAUGCGAGCUGAACUUUAAAUUCACUUUGGGUACAGUUAGAUUUGAGAUUCAUCUAGAGUUUUGGUCCUAUAGAUAUGUAUGAUCUCAGCCAGUGUUAUCUGGGUUUGACUAUUUUUACAAAACUUGAAUUGUCAACAUUUUCAAAACUCUAAAAUAGAAGACAAUUUUUUGACAUUGUAUGGUUAAGCAGUGACUGCAUUACAUGUAUUUAUUCAAACAGAUUAAAUUCCUCUUACCUGGCAAAAGCGAUUUUGACCUUUUCAGUCUACUUACCAACAUAUUUUAUUUGGAUUUACUGGUCCUGAAGAGUUGCUGUGCUUACAGAAUGACCUGGUCAAAAUGUAACUUAAAUCGUUUUACUUUUCCACAACAUGUCUUAAUGUUACUCUUUGUUGCAGACGUGAGUAAGCAGUGUAUUAAUCAGCUGUACUGUUAAAAUGGAUUUGAUAGAAUCUUAAUAUAGUGUCCUUUGUAUGUCUUUGUAAAAGUGGCUCACUUGUGUAUUAUACGAAGGUGCUGAAACAAGUUAUUGGGGUGAUUGAUAAAUAAAACUAUUAUAUUUA
Polyodon spathula (Mississippi paddlefish) is the source of this 2931-nucleotide messenger RNA. RefSeq names its product nuclear pore complex protein Nup50-like. Gene Ontology annotation, biological process: protein import into nucleus. The transcript is spliced from 8 exons. Bases 152 to 1591 code for a protein of 479 amino acids. Lineage: Eukaryota; Metazoa; Chordata; Actinopteri; Acipenseriformes; Polyodontidae. Gene Ontology annotation, cellular component: nuclear pore. The record is from RefSeq and is a predicted model, not a curated record.